Molecule: messenger RNA, 224 nt
Organism: Cetraspora pellucida
Lineage: Eukaryota; Fungi; Glomeromycota; Glomeromycetes; Diversisporales; Gigasporaceae
Source: the annotation of a GenBank genome assembly
AUUAUCUUCGAACUGGACGUCCAUUUAUUGAAACAUAUGCCUUCUUAUUUUGUAUUCUUCAUAUAAUUAGUGCAAUUCUAUUUUUUCACAAUCGUGGAAUGUUUAUUGUAUUGUCUAUGGAAAACAACGUGAAGAAUCAAGGGAGCAAGCCUGUUGGUUUCGCUAAAUAUACUAGUUCCUUUACUUCUUCCUCUACUUCCUCACCACUUUCAACUAAAUCUACU